Corvus hawaiiensis (hawaiian crow) is the source of this 6198-nucleotide messenger RNA. RefSeq names its product dishevelled segment polarity protein 1 (gene DVL1). Gene Ontology annotation, cellular component: cytosol. Bases 166 to 2271 code for a protein of 701 amino acids. NCBI's taxonomy places the organism in Eukaryota, Metazoa, Chordata, Aves, Passeriformes, Corvidae. The record is from RefSeq and is a predicted model, not a curated record. Gene Ontology annotation, molecular function: frizzled binding. The transcript is spliced from 15 exons. Gene Ontology annotation, biological process: intracellular signal transduction; canonical Wnt signaling pathway.
GAGGAUGCGGGCGGGGCGGGCGCGCUGCCGUUCCCGGGUCGGGCAGCUAGAGAGCAGUGCAGGGAGCGCCAGCCCGAGCCGCGAGCUCCCUUCCUGUGGGCAAGGCCGACAGCGGAGCCGAGCGCCGGCCGAGGCCCGGGCCGGCUGCCCCCGCUCCGCUCGCCCAUGGCGGAGACUAAGAUCAUCUACCACAUCGACGAGGAGGAGACGCCGUACCUGGUGAAGCUGCCCGUGCCGCCCGAGAAAGUCACGCUGGCCGAUUUCAAAAAUGUCCUCAGCAACCGGCCCGUGCACAGCUACAAGUUCUUCUUCAAGUCCAUGGACCAGGAUUUCGGGGUGGUAAAGGAGGAGAUCUCAGAUGACAAUGCAAAGCUCCCUUGCUUCAAUGGAAGAGUGGUGUCCUGGCUGGUCCUGGCUGAAAGCUCCCACUCUGACACAGGCUCCCAGUGCACCGAGAGCCACACGGACCUGCCACCACCCCUGGAGAGGACGGGAGGCAUCGGAGAUUCCCGGCCCCCAUCAUUCCAUCCCAAUGCUGCCAGCAGCAGGGAUGGCCUGGACAACGAGACAGGAACAGAAUCCGUGAUCAGCCACCGGCGGGAGCGGCACCGGCGGAGGAACCGGGAAGGGCACGAGGAUGUCCCCAGGAUCAAUGGGCACCCCAAGCUGGACAGGCACCGUGAGCACCCCCCUGGCUAUGACAGCUCCUCCACCAUGAUGAGCAGUGAGCUGGAGUCCAGCAGCUUCAUCGACUCUGAGGAUGAUGACAACACCAGCAGGUUGAGCAGCUCCACGGAGCAGAGCACCUCGUCCCGGCUCAUCCGGAAGCACAAACGCCGGAGGAGGAAACAAAGGAUGCGGCAGAUUGACAGGUCGUCUUCGUUCAGCAGCAUCACUGACUCCACCAUGUCCCUAAACAUCAUCACUGUCACACUCAACAUGGAAAAAUACAACUUCCUGGGAAUCAGCAUUGUGGGACAGAGCAAUGACCGGGGGGACGGUGGCAUCUACAUCGGCUCCAUCAUGAAAGGAGGGGCGGUGGCAGCGGACGGGCGCAUCGAGCCGGGGGACAUGCUGCUGCAGGUGAAUGAUGUCAAUUUUGAGAACAUGAGCAAUGACGAUGCCGUUCGGGUUUUACGGGAAAUAGUCUCCAAACCAGGACCUAUCAGCCUAACAGUAGCCAAAUGCUGGGACCCUACCCCCAGGAGUUAUUUCACCAUCCCCAGGGCUGAGCCGGUGCGGCCGAUUGACCCCGCGGCGUGGAUCUCUCAUACCACGGCCAUGACGGGAGCGUACCCCCGUUACGGUAUGAGCCCCUCCAUGAGCAUCACCACAUCUACCAGCUCCUCACUAACAAGCUCAAUUCCCGAGUCGGAAAAAUUAGAAGAAUCUCCCUUAACUGUGAAGAGUGACAUGGCUACUAUUGUCAAGGUUAUGCAGCUGCCAGACUCAGGCCUUGAAAUUCGGGACAGGAUGUGGUUAAAAAUCACCAUCUCCAAUGCAGUCAUAGGAGCAGAUGUGGUGGACUGGCUUUACACACACGUGGAAGGCUUCAAGGACCGCCGGGAGGCCAGGAAAUACGCCAGCAGCAUGUUGAAACACGGCUACCUCAGGCACACUGUGAACAAGAUCACCUUCUCAGAGCAGUGCUAUUACGUCUUUGGAGACCUCUGUGGCAAUCUGGCUGCACUGAACCUUAACAACGGUUCCAGCGGUGCCUCAGACCAGGACACCCUGGCUCCACUCCCACACCCCGCUGCUCCCUGGCCCCUGGGCCAAGGAUAUCCCUACCAGUAUCCUCUGCCCCCUCCUUGUUUCCCACCAGCAUACCAAGACCCAGGCUUUAGCUAUGGCAGUGGCAGUGCAGGCAGCCAGCAAAGUGAAGGGAGCAAAAGCAGCGGCUCCAACCGGAGCACCAGCGAGACCAGCAGGAGAGCCGUGGGCAGGGAGAAGGAGCGCAAGUCCGGGGGCAGCGGCAGCGAGUCGGAGCCCGCGGCGCGGCGGGAGCGGCCGCUCAGCCAGCUCAGCCAGCGCAGCCACGGCUCGGCCAGCGACAGGAGCCACCAGAGCCACCACUCGUACGGGCCCCCGGGGGUGCCCCCCUUGUACAGCCUGCCCAAGCUGGGCUCCAAGGUGUACGGCACCAGCGGCCCGCCCGGGGGGCCCCCAGUGCGCGAGCUGAGCGCCGUGCCGCCCGAGCUCACCGGGAGCCGCCAGUCCUUCCAGAAGGCCAUGGGCAACCCUUGCGAGUUCUUCGUGGACAUCAUGUGAGAGGAAGUGCCUUCAAAAGACUCUGCACAGUGGGCAAAGGGGUGGUUUUGGGGUUUUUUUGGUGGUUUUUUUUUUUGUUUUUUUUUUUUUUUGGGGUGGGGGUGGAUGGGUUGGGGUCGUUGUGGAACACUCAGUGGAAGAGGCUUGGCUGUCUUGCAUGUCACACCUUCCUGUUUGCAAGUGUGUCGCGGAAAAAAAUCGACAAAACUGAACAAAAAAAGGAAAAAGGAAAAAAAAAAAAAAAAGACAAAAAAACCACCCCCACACCCCCCCCCAAAAAAAUGAACAACAACAACAAAAUCUCCUGGGAUUGUUAAAUAUCUGCAAAUCGAUGGCGUCUUUUCUUUAUUUUUUUCCCCCCUUCCCCAUCUUGUUUUGGAUUGUGAAUGGCUGGUGUAUAUUCACAUCUUAAUGAGCUUUGGUCAUUGUGGCACCUACUUCAAUGGAAUUACUGUCUCUUUUUGGGCCGAUUGGAGGACUGUUGUUUCACAUGACUUCUAAAUUCCUGACAAUGCAUAGGAGCACUUUUAUUUUUCCCUGCUUUUUCUCUUGCAAGGACAAAACGACUGCUGGCUGGUAUCUGGGAUACUGCCUUGGAAUGCUGUUUCUUGGAUGCAUCCAUAGCUCUAAGCAGACAUGGCACCCACAAGUGCUUGGAAGGGAGCAGGAUCCAAGCAAUUCCUAGAGGAAAACAAAGCUGUGGCUACCUUCUGCUGAGUAGGGAGUAUAAAUCAAUCUUUCUUGGGUUCUUGGAGGGGUUUUUUUUUUAAAGAUAUUCUAUCAAAGGAGUGCUGGAGUCUUGCUACUGUAUGUGUUCAUUGUGCAGAACUUGUAAAGUUAUUUCCUUCAGUUAUUUCCUUAUUUCCCAGCAGUGAUUUCCCAGCUGCAGUCAGCUCCUGGGCAUUUCAGUCACAUCCCUGCUGACAGGUGUGGCUGUUCCCUCUGAAUGUGCACUUGCUUGCAGGUUGGAGGAGUUACUCCCACAGAAACAGGACAAUUGCUGCAAUUCUGUCAGCUUUUCCCUUUUGAAGGGGCUGUUUAUCCCAUUCCAGCAGAGACACUGGGAAAUCCUGGCUCCCACUGGGACGUGGCUCUUCACUCUGUUCCUUUCUUCCUUUCUGACCAGAACCUUUCUCUUUAUUUGUUCAAGCAGAGACCUGGAGAUGUCUGAUUCCCCCAGGAACAUUUCUGAGCACAGGCAGGGCUGGCUGUGGGCAGGGAGCUGUGAGGGUGUCUGAGAACAGAUCAGAAAUGGUACAAAAAGAAAUCCUUACCCCUGGCACCAAGUGAGACCCACCCUGCUGAGGAGCUCUGCCUGAAGCAGCUGCUGUUGAAUAUCCCCAAGAUUUAAUUUCUGGGUAUUUUCUGCUCUCAGGCUCUGGAAAGUAAAUUCAGGAACCUUCGGUGAUAUUUAAGAAGCUUUUUUAAGGUAUGGUGAGCACAGCCACCCUCUGCCACAGUGGCUCAUUUAAUGGGACACGAGCUGCAGCCACUCAGUGGCAUUUGAUCAUGGGGCCAUCCCUUGGUUAAAUCCUCUUCUCUGAGAUCCCUGCUGCUGGCAGGAUUUAGGACAGGUGCUUUAAAAUCAGUCUUGACUGUAAAUAAGCAUUUCACUGGUGAGAAGCUUCUUUUUGGUCUGUUCCAUGCUUUUUGGGUAAAUAUCCAAGGUGGAUGUGAAAAGAGAACAUCUUUCUCUCUGUACACACACAGUUCAUUUAUCACCCUGAAAACUGACUCUCCUAACUGUCCAUUUCAUUCUGGUCUUUCACUUCUUCUCCUUUUCCCACCUCUGUGCAAACACCUCCCUCUGUCAGAGAUUCCAGGUGUUUGUGUUGAUGGGAGACUCAAUUUCUCCUUCCACAGGGAGCCAGGCAUUUGGGAAGCUGUGUCACUCAGCCCAUUUCUGGGCUUCUAAAUUGAUUUUCUUUACAAAAACCUCCCCCAAAAAAGCUGCCCAGGGUUUCUGAAAGCAGAGCUUUCAUUACCAUCCAUGGAUGGCUCCUCAAAAAAAGUGGCCCUGCCUAAAGUCCUGUACAACAGGACCUUUCUUUUCCUUCCCUCCUCCUCCUCCCAGCUGCACAAGAUGCAAACUUGACUUGGUAAAUUAUUCUGAAAGAUUGACACUUCAAGCAACGAAGCAAAUCAGGGUAAAAUAAUGGUGGAAUUCUGCUCUGUCUCCAGGAGACAGCGUUGAGGAGUCUGUGACUUUACUGACAAUCACUAGUGGUUCUACUUUGAAAUUAAUUGAAACUUUUCUGGCCUCUUAUAAAUUAUGAUUUCUCUGGCCCUGUUUAAGGCAGAACUCAGAGGGCUGGAGGAAAAAAAAGUCUCCUUUUAGUAUUUCCAAAAGGGAUUAAAGCUGGGGGCUGAGCUUUCACCCGUGUUUAAUUUCCUCGUGUCUUUUCCAAGAGUUGCAGUUUACACACCUGCUGGGGGUUUUGUUUUGUCUCGUGGUUUUGCUGUUGGCAGAAACUGUUCUGUGUCUUGCUGGUCUUUGCUGCUAUGUUGAAAAAUGGCUGUGUUCUAAACGUGUGUGCUCAUGGGUCACUCUGGAGCGAGGCUGGGGAUCCAUAACACGUGGGAAAGCGUUUGCUGAGGAAAUCAGGCUGGAGGAGCUUCACCCACUGCAGCUAAAGGAUGCUCUGGGUGUUGUUCCAGCUGGAUCCUGCUGUUUCCAGAGAGAGUAGGAGGGAGCAGUGCCCCUCUUGAACAGUGCAAUAUUGAACAGCAACCCAAAAAACCUGCAUUUCCCCACCGUGGAGAGGCUGGGCUGAGGCAGUGCAAGGUUGGGCCUGAAUCUUGGCCAGAUCUCCAUUUCCACAAGGGAACAGAGGCAGGAGAUUUCCCAGAUCCCAUCCUUUCAGUGCAUGUGCAUGUGUCUUUCCAACCAGGGGGCCCCGGGAGCUCCCUGUGCCGCUUUCUCCUGUUGGGCACAGCAUUCCCUGCAGGAACACGUGCCACUGGUGCCAGUGGAGCUGCUCACGGAGGCAUUUGUGCCAGGUGGAAGGAAACUUGGGGGCUGGAGUGCUGCAGGCCCACCUGUUUCUCUCCUACCAGGGCCUGAAAUUUAGUUUUGGUUUAAUGGCCCUGGAGUGCUGUGGCUCCAGGGAGAGGUUUGCUGUGCAGGGCAUGGAAAUGCCCUCACAACAGGAGCCUGAAGUAAUUUGGCAUUUUUAUUCUGUGCUCUGCAGCUGAGCUCAAUGCUCACACAUCCCUGCCUCAGAUCCAGCAGCGGGGAUGUCUGGAGGAUCAUGGAAAAGGGUGAGGAAACACUUUGGGAUGACAUCUCCCACCCACAGGAGGCAGGAUCUCCACCCAGUAUUUUAACUCUGAGGAGUAAAUUCUUUUAGCAAAUAGUCUUAAAAGCAUGCUGGUGUCUUUUACCUCCUGUUAAUGGAUCUGCUUUUCCAAGGAAACAGUCCCCUGGACACUUUAUCCAAAGGUUUUAUUGGAUGGCAAGCAAUGAUGCACAGACGUUGACUUUUGCUAUGAUUUUUGUUCUCUCCAAAAUGGGCAGUCCCCUCCUGAGACUUGACAGCUCAUGGGUUGAUGUAAUUGUUUUGGGGUUUUUUUGUUUGUUUGUUUGUUUUGCAUUUAACUGGAUUGUAAUAAGAUUGACUUAAAAUUAUUAAUUCUAAUCAGUGAUUAGAAAUACAUGUAAAGAAUUUUAUGUACAGUAGAGGAACAAAGUUACAUGAUUUUAAAUAAUGAAAAACCCAGACUAUCACCUAUCCUAGAAUUGGUUCUACUCAAAGAGUGACCUCUUAUUAGCAUGGACUGCACUGUUCCUGUUAAAUGUCUAUUGCAUAAUUGAAUUCUUUUUUGUAGAUAUUGUAUUAAAACCCAAGUGUCUGUAUAGUUAAUAUAUAGCUGCUUAUGUGUAAAUGCUAUUUUAAACACUAAAAAGCUUUUAAUUUUAUGUGAUAA